This is a messenger RNA of Branchiostoma belcheri (Belcher's lancelet), 949 nucleotides long. RefSeq names its product cell division cycle-associated protein 3-like. The transcript has 6 exons. NCBI's taxonomy places the organism in Eukaryota, Metazoa, Chordata, Leptocardii, Amphioxiformes, Branchiostomatidae. The record is from RefSeq and is a predicted model, not a curated record. Bases 147 to 896 code for a protein of 249 amino acids.
CAGGUACUAGUCCGUGAUUGGCGGAGGCGGUAACUUUAAAAAAUUGUUUUCAUACAACAUCCGCAACGUCCAUUGUGUUUUGUACAACAAAGCAGACAGAACGUAUCUUCACUGCGAUUUCCGGGAGUACAUGUUGAAGAAGAGACAUGGGUGCCUUUGAGAGUAAGACCUGGGCCAGUCUGGAGGACUCCACCAGUAGUACACCUCCAGAACAGCGCAAGGUGCUGCAGUUUGACCCCCGGUCACCAACUUCAGGCAUCGACAGAACACCUAUUCAGGUUGAGAAGACCACAACAGUUUUUGUGGACCCACGUUCGCCCACAAGAGAAGUUGACAGGACACCAAUAAAGGAGUACAGAGAGCCGUGGUGCUAUGACUCGGAGCUGUCCCUUGACCUCAGCACCUCCUCCGUCUGCCGUCUCCUUGACGACGACCCCGAUGCCUCGCCCCAGAUGCCUGACAUCGAGGUGACCCCGCCCGGCCGGGGGAGUGACAGAUCAUCCCGGCAGACCCCCCAGUACGAGCGUGAGCUGUGUGACAUGAUGGACAAUCUGACAGACGGCUGCACCACACAGGAGGACACCAGGCUACUCAAGGCUAAAGGUCGGAAAAUAACCUCCAAGCAGAAGUGGGGGUGGGGUAAUGGGAUGUUCAAAGCUGUGAAGCCAGCAGAGAAGCCAGUAAAAAUCCACCCCAACAACAAGAAGGUCCUGUUCACGGCAACGGGAAACCUUCCGCGGUCACCGCUGACUACCAGGAACGAGGAAAACCCGCGCGUCAUCGUACAGCAGAAGCAGAUGGCGCGACUGGGGCUGACCAAGACCGUACAGCGCCCGAUCAGGCUAGCGUCCAAGUACGAACUCUUCUCCGACAAGGAGAAUGUGGAGAUCGAGUGAAAAGACAUACAUUUUGUACCCGGGCUUUUCUUUUUGAGAAGCGGUACACUUCU